CCCCUCCGCCCCCUUCCCCGUAGGCAGUCCGCCCGCCCGCAUAGACUCCCUCCCGGCCCCUGGCGUUCGGGCCGGGUCUCUCGCCAGCCCCCAGGACCCCCGGCGGCUCUCCUCCGGCGGUCGCCCGCGCUCGGUGGAUGUGGCUGGCAGCCGCCGCCCCCUCCCUCGCUCGCCGCCUGCUCUUCCUCGGCCCUCCGCCUCCUCCCCUCCUCCUUCUCCUUCUCAGCCGCUCCUCUCGCCGCCGCCGCCGCCGCCUCCACAGCCUGGGCCUCGCCGCGAUGCCGGAGAAGAGGCCCUUCGAGAGGCUGCCCGCCGAUGUCUCCCCCAUCAACUACAGCCUCUGCCUCAAGCCCGACCUGCUGGACUUCACCUUCGAGGGCAAGCUGGAGGCCGCCGCCCAGGUGAGGCAGGCAACCAAUCAGAUUGUGAUGAAUUGUGCUGAUAUUGACAUUAUUACAGCUUCAUAUGUACCAGAGGGAGAUGAAGAAAUACAUGCUACAGGAUUUAACUAUCAGAAUGAAGAUGAAAAAGUCACCUUGUCUUUUCCUAGUACUCUCCAACCAGGUACAGGAACCUUAAAGAUAGAUUUUGUUGGAGAACUGAAUGACAAAAUGAAAGGUUUCUAUAGAAGUAAAUAUACUACCCCUUCUGGAGAGGUACGCUAUGCUGCUGUCACACAGUUUGAGGCUACUGAUGCUCGGAGAGCUUUUCCUUGCUGGGAUGAGCCUGCCAUCAAAGCCACUUUUGAUAUCUCAUUGGUUGUUCCUAAAGACAGAGUAGCUUUAUCAAACAUGAAUGUAAUUGAUCGGAAACCAUACCCUGAUGAUGAAAAUGUAGUGGAAGUGAAGUUUGCCCGCACACCUGUCAUGUCAACGUAUCUGGUGGCAUUUGUUGUGGGUGAAUAUGACUUUGUAGAAACAAGGUCAAAAGAUGGUGUGUGUGUCCGUGUUUACACCCCUGUUGGCAAAGCAGAGCAAGGAAAAUUUGCGUUAGAGGUUGCUGCUAAAACCCUGCCUUUUUAUAAGGACUACUUCAAUGUUCCUUAUCCUCUACCUAAAAUUGAUCUCAUUGCUAUUGCAGACUUUGCAGCUGGUGCCAUGGAGAACUGGGGCCUUGUUACUUAUAGGGAGACUGCAUUGCUAAUUGAUUCAAAAAACUCCUGUUCUUCAUCACGCCAGUGGGUUGCUCUGGUUGUGGGACAUGAACUCGCCCAUCAAUGGUUUGGAAAUCUUGUUACUAUGGAAUGGUGGACACAUCUUUGGUUAAAUGAAGGCUUUGCAUCCUGGAUUGAAUAUCUGUGUGUAGACCACUGCUUCCCAGAGUAUGAUAUCUGGACCCAGUUUGUUUCUGCUGAUUAUACCCGUGCCCAGGAGCUUGAUGCCUUAGAUAACAGCCAUCCUAUUGAAGUCAGUGUGGGCCAUCCUUCUGAAGUUGAUGAGAUAUUUGAUGCUAUAUCAUAUAGCAAAGGUGCAUCUGUCAUCCGAAUGCUGCACGACUACAUUGGGGAUACGGACUUUAAGAAAGGAAUGAACAUGUAUUUAACCAAGUUCCAGCAAAAGAAUGCUGCCACAGAGGACCUUUGGGAAUGUUUAGAAGGUGCUAGUGGUAAACCUAUAGCAGCGGUGAUGAAUACCUGGACCAAACAAAUGGGAUUCCCCCUCAUUUAUGUGGAAGCAGAACAGGUAGAAAAUGACCGAUUACUAAAGUUGUCCCAAAGGAAAUUCUGUGCCAGUGGACCAUAUGUUGGAGAAGACUGUCCCCAGUGGAUGGUUCCUAUCACAAUCUCUACUAGCGAAGAUCCCAACCAUGCCAAACUGAAAAUUCUAAUGGACAAGCCAGAGAUGAAUGUGGUUUUGAAGAAUGUUAAACCAGACGAGUGGGUAAAGUUAAACCUGGGAACAGUUGGGUUUUAUCGGACCCAGUACAGCUCGGACAUGCUGGAAAGUUUAUUACCAGGCAUUCGUGACCUUUCUCUGCCCCCUGUGGAUCGACUUGGAUUACAGAAUGACCUCUUCUCCUUGGCUCGAGCUGGAAUCAUUAGCACUGUAGAGGUUCUAAAAGUCAUGGAGGCUUUUGUGAAUGAGCCCAAUUAUACUGUAUGGAGCGACCUGAGCUGUAACCUGGGGAUUCUCUCAACUCUCUUGUCCCACACAGACUUCUAUGAGGAAAUCCAGGAGUUUGUGAAAGAUGUCUUUUCACCUAUAGGGGAGAGACUGGGCUGGGACCCCAAACCUGGAGAAGGUCAUCUAGAUGCACUCCUGAGGGGCUUGGUCCUGGGCAAACUCGGAAAAGCAGGACAUAAAGCAACAUUAGAAGAAGCUCGUCGUCGGUUUAAGGACCAUGUGGAAGGGAAACAGAUUCUCUCCGCCGAUCUGAGGAGUCCUGUCUAUCUGACUGUUUUGAAGCAUGGUGAUGGCACUACCUUAGACAUUAUGAUAAAGCUUCACAAGCAAGCAGAUAUGCAGGAAGAGAAAAACCGAAUUGAAAGAGUCCUUGGGGCUACUCUUUCACCUGAAUUGAUUCAAAAAGUCCUCACGUUUGCACUUUCGGAAGAGGUACGUCCACAGGAUACUGUAUCAGUAAUUGGUGGAGUGGCUGGAGGCAGCAAACAUGGAAGGAAGGCUGCUUGGAAAUUUAUAAAGGACAACUGGGAAGAACUUUAUAAUCGAUACCAGGGAGGAUUCCUAAUAUCCAGACUAAUAAAGCUAUCAGUUGAGGGAUUUGCAGUUGAUAAAAUGGCUGGAGAGGUUAAGGCUUUCUUCGAGAGUCACCCAGCUCCUUCAGCUGAGCGUACCAUCCAGCAGUGUUGUGAAAAUAUCCUGCUGAAUGCUGCGUGGCUAAAGCGAGAUGCUGAGAGCAUCCACCAGUACCUCCUUCAGCGAAAGGCCUCACCACCCACAGUGUGAACCCUGAGCACGCUGCCACUACGGUUCUGCUGCUUCGCUGCCGGGAUAAGGUGGAGCUACCGAACAGCUGAUUCACAUACCAAGAAUUUGGAGUCUUCUUUCAAACCAGUGGGGGUUGGACAAUGAAUGUAGUUAACUGGUUCCUGCUCACACUCCAGAAUUAAGUUCUAUUGAAAAAGGAAAAUCAGCAAUUCAGCAAAAAAAAAAAAAAAAAAAAAAAAGAAUAAAAAAUAGAA
This is a messenger RNA of Myotis daubentonii (Daubenton's bat), 3142 nucleotides long. RefSeq names its product aminopeptidase puromycin sensitive (gene NPEPPS). The record is from RefSeq and is a predicted model, not a curated record. Gene Ontology annotation, biological process: proteolysis; peptide catabolic process. Gene Ontology annotation, cellular component: membrane; cytoplasm. NCBI's taxonomy places the organism in Eukaryota, Metazoa, Chordata, Mammalia, Chiroptera, Vespertilionidae. Gene Ontology annotation, molecular function: zinc ion binding; peptide binding; metalloaminopeptidase activity.